GUGACGCUCCCCGCUGCCAUUGUCUCAUCCCAGAAAUUAUUUUCUCCGCUUUCAGGAGUUUGCAGCACCCUCAAGUGCAGAUUCUGAGAGCUUGGCCGAUUUAUCUUCUUCCUCAAGCCGAACAAAUAGUGGUUGCUACAUCUCUGAGGAAGAUCUCGGGAUCUGGAAUACAGGAGAAUCCUCAGUGAGGCUCAGCCGCACCCGGAGCGAUGGGGAGUGACUACAAGAGGAUUAUUCUGCUGAAGGGACUGGAGGCCAUCAACGAGUACCAGUUCAGCAUCGUCAAGUCCCUGCUGGCCCGCGAUCUGGGACUCACCGCCAACAUGCAAGAAGAGUAUAACAAGGUCAGGAUUGCUGACCUGAUGGAAAAGAAGUUCCCAGGACCUGCCUGCGUGGACAAGCUAAUAGACCUAUUCAAGGACAUGCCACCACUUAAGGACAUUGUUAAGCAACUCAGAAAUGAGAAGAUGAAAGUCGCAAAGAAAACGAAAACAGAAGAAACUCCCAAGAAGAAGAAGCAGCAGCAGGGCGGAGCGGGCGCCGAGCCAGCCGCCGCCGCCACCACCACCACGAGCAGCAGCGCUCUGAUGGGCGGGACCCAGGAGGCGACCGCCGCGGCCCAGAAAAGAAAAACUGCCGCCAGAGGGACGGCCGCGAGCAAAAAGAAUAAGGUGGCCCCGCCGCAGACUGGGCCGGCCUGCGGUCUGGGGGGCAGCAUGUCCGCAGCAGCCGCCUGGCUUCCACCGCCCCCGGCCCCCGCGGCCGCUCCGGUCUUCCCCGCGCUUCCCCAGAGCCAGACGGUGAAGGCCCCACAUCAGGCUGCUCCUAGAGGACGUGUCCUUCAGCAGGGCCCCCUGACGGUCCUGGUACUGAAGGCAAUGGAGCCAUUUGAAUACGAGUCCCCGGAAGAGGGCAAAACCAGAAUGUUUCAUGCUACGGUGGCCACUCCCACUCAGUUUUUCCAUGUGAAGGUUUUGAACAGCAGCCUGAAGGAGAAAUUCACAAAAGAGAAUAUCAUUACUAUAUUAGAUUACUACGAGUGCAGAGGAAUCCUGGAGAUCAACAAAACCUCAUCCGUGUACCAAGCGGACCCUUCCCAGUUGAUCGUGGUCCCAAACAGCAUCAUCAAAAGAGCAAGUGAAACCCCCAAGAUCGAUAAUCUUUAUAAGCAAGCAUCAGGAACAUUUGUGUAUGGAUUAUUUCUGCUGCAUGAGAAAAAAGUGAAUCGGAAGACGACAGUGUACGAGAUCCAGGAUAACACAGGAACGAUGGAGGUCGUGGGGACCGAGAGGUGGCACGACAUCAAGUGUGAGAGAGGAGACAAGCUUCGACUCUUCUGCUUCCAGCUGAAGAUGAUGGAUCAGAAGCUGAAACUCACGUGUGGGACUCACAGCUUCAUCCAGGUCGUCAAGGCUAAGAAAAGCAAGAAGGAUCCAGUCAAUUUUGGUGUAAAGGUGGAAUUUGAUAUGAUGAACUCGCCUCUGGAUCAGUUCAUGGGUUUUAACAGUGGUCUGGUCAAGACUGAGGAUUUCUAUUAAAGAGAGAUGCAGCAGGAGUAGCCCAGCACAUUAAGGGCUUUUUAUAUCUGCGUUGUAGAUUAUAUUUCUUUAUUUUCAUAAAAUUUACUUAUAUUUUUCUGUAUUUUCUAAGAAUAUUACAUUUCGUAUCUAACACAGUUAUAGUGUAAAAAAAAAUAAAACUUCCUUUUACAACGGG
Mustela lutreola (European mink) is the source of this 1716-nucleotide messenger RNA. It is a transcript of the gene MNDA, whose product is annotated as myeloid cell nuclear differentiation antigen. Gene Ontology annotation, cellular component: nucleolus. Bases 210 to 1538 code for a protein of 442 amino acids. Lineage: Eukaryota; Metazoa; Chordata; Mammalia; Carnivora; Mustelidae. The record is from RefSeq and is a predicted model, not a curated record. The transcript is spliced from 7 exons. Gene Ontology annotation, biological process: positive regulation of interleukin-1 beta production; cellular response to interferon-beta; activation of innate immune response. Gene Ontology annotation, molecular function: double-stranded DNA binding.